Salvia splendens (bonfire salvia) is the source of this 981-nucleotide messenger RNA. RefSeq names its product E3 ubiquitin-protein ligase RNF185. Gene Ontology annotation, biological process: ubiquitin-dependent protein catabolic process. The record is from RefSeq and is a predicted model, not a curated record. The transcript has 2 exons. Bases 185 to 832 code for a protein of 215 amino acids. Lineage: Eukaryota; Viridiplantae; Streptophyta; Magnoliopsida; Lamiales; Lamiaceae. Gene Ontology annotation, cellular component: endoplasmic reticulum. Gene Ontology annotation, molecular function: ubiquitin protein ligase activity; metal ion binding.
UGAAUAAAAAUAGCAACCAUCACUGUGAAAGGAAACAAAUGUCGCUCAACAGAAUAAGCUGGAAUUUUCUGGAAUUAAAAUACCUAUGCAUUUUUAAACACUUCUCUUAAUAAUCGUUCAUCAUUUUGAUUCUUCGCUAUAUUCAUCACUUCACAGAGCAUUUGGAUUUAGGUGGGCUGCACAGAUGGCAGAGGCUCAUCAUCCGACUACCAGUGCACCGGAAAACUCAUUUCCCUCAGGGGGCGAUGGGAAUGGAGCUGCUGGUUUUGAAUGUAACAUUUGUUUCGAUUUAGCACAGGAUCCGGUGAUAACACUCUGUGGGCAUCUAUAUUGCUGGCCAUGCCUUUAUAGAUGGCUAAAAGGUCACUCUCAGUCCCAUGGAUGCCCUGUUUGCAAGGCCCUGAUAGACGAUGAGAAGGUGAUUCCUCUUUACGGCCGAGGGAAGACCCCAGUUGAUCCAAGAUCAAAACCUGUGCCAGGCAUCGAAAUCCCUAAUAGACCACCAGGGCAGAGACCUGAACCAGCACGAUUUUUAGAUAAUAAUCUCGCUAGUCUUAUUCUGGGACUCAUGGGAGGAUUUAUACCAGUUGCAAUGUCUGCUGGUUUUGGAGGGCUUGUAUUCCCUCUUUUCAGUGUUCAGCUUCAAGGGUUCCCAAGUGCAAACGAUCAUGGUGGAUCAUCAGGGUAUAAUUAUGGAUAUGCUGGUUCGUUCCAUGAUAGUGAAGGCCAAGUGAAUCAAGACACUAGUCAAGCUUCUCAGGCAGAUGAUGAGAAUCUGAAGAAGAUUCUUCUUGUAGUCCUCUUGGUAUUGUUUGCUUUUUUGACAUUGUAAAAGACUAGUCUGCCCAACCAUUGUGUAGAAGAAUUUGAAAAUACCCAGUGCCAGUUCUUUGUCAUGGGGUCCUUGGAGUGUGCAUGCUUGAUAUUUGUAUACACUGUAAAUUUAUAUGAAAUUCAAAUGAAUUGCUAUUUGAAAUGAAA